This is a messenger RNA of Penaeus monodon (black tiger shrimp), 565 nucleotides long. Its product is annotated as inter-alpha-trypsin inhibitor heavy chain H4-like. The coding region runs from base 198 to 542 and encodes 114 amino acids. The record is from RefSeq and is a predicted model, not a curated record. NCBI's taxonomy places the organism in Eukaryota, Metazoa, Arthropoda, Malacostraca, Decapoda, Penaeidae. The transcript has 4 exons.
CGCGGGCCGGUCAGUCAGCGUGCCCGAGCGACCACGUUAAGACAUUGAUGGUGCAGGGCGGGAUAAGGGGUAGCGUACCGUGUGUGUAGACUUGUGCACACGCUGUGGACCGCUAAUGUUUAUAAUGUGAGGAGCUGUAUGUUUCCUCCCUACAGCAUAACGGAGCAAAGUGAGAUUUUGAGGAAUAUUACAGAGACAUGGCGUCGCCUCCCUCCGCGCGGGGGAUCUCUCGCCUCCUGCGUGCUCUCCUCCUGCUGUUUUUGCUUCAGGUGGACACGUCCUUGGCCAUGGUAACAAGCUUCAAGGUGACGAGCAAGAUCGAGCACCGCUACGCCAUCACGCAGGUCACCACCAAAAUGCGGAACUUGAGGAGCGAAACGUCGGAGAUGAAGUUCAGGAUGACGCUGCCGAAGAAAGCCUUCAUCUCCUCGUUUACGAUCGAGGUGGACGGCGUGAACCACACCAGCACGAUCGGAGAGCCUCUUCCCGAGCCCAGUUUUAACCAGCGUCUUGAGAGGUCCAUUUUCCUCGUGCAAGAGUGAGUAUAUGGAAUGAGUUUUUGUUG